AGGCCGACUUCUCCGCGGAGGAGAAGGAGUUGAUGGAGGUGAUUGACACCCUCGCCCGCGCGACAGCCAUCCUGGAGAGGGAGAUGGCCAAGAUCGGCGCUGCGUCGAUGCUGCAGCUGAAGAACGCCAAGAGCCUCACGCAGGCGCUCGGAGCCAUGGUCCAGGCGUCCCUCCUCAGUUCUACGGACGCCACCAAGCUGACGGCGCUGCUUCAGAGCAUGCAGGGCUCCGCUGACCAGGACGAGGACACCGGCGCGCCAGACGCCGACGUCUACCAGGGCCACGCGGACGGCAUGGGCCGCCAGCAGGACGGCGGCAUCAUCCAGGUCUUGAAGGACCUCUCGGAGAAGGCCAACGCCCAGCUCGACGGCCUCCGCAAGGCCGAGACCGCGUCUCUGCAGAACUUCCAGGUCCUCGCCCAGAACCUCAAGGACGAGAUCAAGAACGGCAACGCCGACCUCGCGCAGGCGAAGAAGGACUUGGCGACCAGCGGCAGCAUCAAGGCGGAGGCCGAGGGUGACCUCGCCGCCACUUCCGCGGACCUGAGCAGCGACGAGGACACCAAGGCCGAGCUGCACGCGGACUGCAUGGAGAAGGCGGAGACUUUCGAGGCCGAGCAGAAGAGCCGCGGGGAGGAGCUGAAGGCCCUGGCCGAGGCCAAGAAGGUGCUCCAGGAGACGACCUCCGGGGCCGAGUCUCAGAGCUACUCCUUCGUUCAGUUGGGCGCGUCCGCGGGGCUGCGCUCAGGCGUGGACCUGGCGCGCCUCGAGGCUCUCCGCUUCGUGCAGGGUCUGGCGCAGAAGCAGAACUCCAAGUCCCUCGCGCAGCUGGCGAUGCAGAUGUCUUCUGUUAUGCGCGUCACCGAGUCCUCUGGCGAGGACGGGCUGGCAGGGUGAGGAGGGCCUGAUCUCGGACAUGAUCAGCAAGCUGGAGGACGAGGCC
Molecule: messenger RNA, 942 nt
Organism: Prorocentrum cordatum
Lineage: Eukaryota; Dinophyceae; Prorocentrales; Prorocentraceae
Source: the annotation of a GenBank genome assembly